This is a messenger RNA of Dovyalis caffra, 1329 nucleotides long. Lineage: Eukaryota; Viridiplantae; Streptophyta; Magnoliopsida; Malpighiales; Salicaceae. The record is from the annotation of a GenBank genome assembly.
AUGUCUAUGCCAUUGAGAAUUGAGAUCACGCUGAGAGAAACCAUCAAACCAUCCUCUCCAACGCCCCCUGAUCUUAGAAGCCUCAAGCUCUCUCUUCUGGAUCAGUUCAUGCCAAUAUGUUACAUUCCACUUCUACUAUUUUACUCCAGGAAUGGAAACGACACAGAUCACCUUGACAAAGCCACAGAAAGGUCACUUCUACUAAAGUCCUCACUGUCUGAAGCCUUGACUCGUUUUUAUCCAUUCGCAGGCAGACUUAAAGACAAUUCGUCCAUCGAGUGUGAUGACCAUGGGGCUGGAUAUAUUGAGGCUCGAAUCCGUUGUAUUCUCUCUGACAUUCUCAAAACGCCUGACACCAAAGUGCUAGACCAACUCCUGCCUGUAGCGAUAAGUGAUGCAGCCAUGGCCAGGGAUAGUCAGUUACUUGUCCAAGUUAAUUUCUUUGAUUGUGGUGGCGUGGCAAUUGGGGUGUGUCUUUCUCACAAGAUUGCAGAUGCAGCCACGUUAACAUCAUUCAUCAAGUGCUGGGCCGCAACCGCUCUCAGCACAAGUACUGAUCAGUUAGUGAUCAGUCCAGUGUUCAUGGGUGGUGCUAUUUUCCCACAAAUGGACUUACCAAUCCCAAUGCUUCCAGUGGAUUUGAUUCAAGGAGAGUCGGUCACGAAAAGGUUUGUGUUUGAUGCCUCCAAAAUUACUGCGCUCAAGGCUAAAGCCGCCAGUGAAAGCGUACCAGAGCCAACACGGGUGGAAUCGGUGACAGCGUUUAUCUGGAAAUGUGCAAUGAGCGCGUCACGGUCAACCAUGGGGGUUCCCAGAAAAUCUGCGUUGUCUCUUGGCGUGGAUAUGCGUAAGAGGCUUGUGCCACCCCUACCAGAAUAUUACGGUGGGAACUACGUAGGGAGUAUAUCACCACGGACGGAGGAUCACGAUGGGUUAGAAUUGCAAGGUAUAGUGGACCGUAUAAGGAAAGAUCUUCAAGAAUUUGGUAAAAUUUGUGCAAAAAUAACCGAAGGGGAUCGUGCGUCGUUAACAAUUUGCAAGAUUGUAGAAGAGUUUGGAAAGAUGGCGAUGAGUAAAGAUAUUGACUACUAUAACUGUACCAGUUGGUGUAAAUUUGAACUUUAUGAUGCUGAUUUCGGAUGGGGAAAACCAACAUGGUUGAGUAAUGCUGUUACUACAAGACUAAAAAAUAUUGUUUGUUUAAUCGAUACCAGGGAUGGCGAUGGAAUAGAAGCGUGGGUAAUCUUGAGUCCAGAAGACAUGGCGUUGUUCGGAUCUAACAAGGAGCUGCUUGAAUUUGCUGCUGAAAAUCCUUGUGUAUCAGUUUAG